Messenger RNA from Capsicum annuum, 1541 nucleotides. Its product is annotated as reticulon-like protein B16. NCBI's taxonomy places the organism in Eukaryota, Viridiplantae, Streptophyta, Magnoliopsida, Solanales, Solanaceae. Bases 402 to 1121 code for a protein of 239 amino acids. The record is from RefSeq and is a predicted model, not a curated record. The transcript is spliced from 5 exons.
GCGAGAAUAUUUUUAUCAACAACACUGUACCAUCCCCUCUCUCUCUAUAUUUAUAUAUAUUUGUCUGCAUUUAUUGAAAUUUUCACGAUUUCGUGAUCUGGGUCUUGGUUAUUCUUGAGUUUUGACUUUUUUAGGGCUCUGAAAGUAUUUGCAUUGGUGUACAGACUAUUUUUGGUGCACAGAUCGUUCAUCCUCAUUGUAAUCUCUGAUUGGUUCGUGGAAAAUUCAAACCACUUUUGAGUUUUAGCAAAUUAGCUAUCGAAAGGCCCUUAAUUCAUUUCAUCAUGAUUGUCGACUUCAACAUACCCUAUUAAGGAAUCAAGCUUUGUUUACCUAUAAAUUUCUCUAUCAAAUUUGGGGGGUUAUUUGAUGUGAAUUUUGACGUUAUAUAGUGGACUUCAAUGGAGCAAUCGGACGAUCUUUGCAACAUAGAAGGAAACGGAGAUGGGAGAGGCAAUAACGGUGCUUACUGUGCUCCGUCAACAUCGGCAACUGCGGCCAGCUCUGCUUACAAGUUGUUUGGCCGGCAAACCUCUUUCCACCAGAUGAUGGGCGGCGGUAAAGCUGCUGACAUUAUAUUGUGGAGGCGGAGGCGUGUCUCGUUUGGCAUAAUUGUUGCUGCUACAGUCGCAUGGAUCAUUUUUGAGUAUUCAGAGUUACCUUUCUUAUCAGUUUCGUCUGAUGUUUUAUUGAUUCUGAUAGUUCUGCUCUUUCUCCGGGCGAACUAUGCUGCCUUCAGGGAGAAACAACUACCAGUAUUGCCAGAGUUAGUCUUGUCAGAAGAAAUGGUUAAUAAUGCUGCAGCAUCAUUUAGGGUCAAAAUUAAUUAUAUGCUUCUCAUGGCUCAUGAUAUCACUCUUGGCAAAGAUUUCAAACUCUUCUUUAAGGUAGUUAUUAUUCUGUGGCUUCUAUCUGUCAUAGGAAGUGUAAUAUCUUUCUUCACACUUGCAUAUAUUGGAACGAUUAUAUUUAUUACUGUGCCUGCCUUGUAUAAUAAAUUUGAAGACCACUUGGAUCGAUGUGCUGGGAAGAUCCACAGACAAUUUUCAAGGCACUACAAAAUAGUGGAUGAGAGCAUUAGCAGGUUACCCCGGAGUAUCACCAAGGACAAAGAACUAUAGUCUUCUUUGACCAAGUAGGAGCAUGUUCAAUUUCAUGAGACAAAGCUCUUAGUUUUGCUUAACUUUUGGUCCUGAUUCUCCUUUUCCACAGAAUGAGGGUGACUCUGGAAAUCUUUCUUGUUUCCAAGCUUCAGGUUGGGGUUUUCAGAAACCAAUAACAAUGGCAAUUGUCACCGUCUGCUGUCUUAGUGGCAGGUGUUAGUUCUUGCUUAUUGCCUGCUUCUCUUCUUCUUCUUAAUUAAUAUCCACACCGAUGUCUAUUUUCAUCUCAGAACCAAGCAUGGAUUUCAUAUGAUGUAAAGUUUCUUCACGUUAUUCUUACAUGAGUACUAAAUUGAAGUGUGAAAUAAAUAACUCAAAACUUAAGACAGAAUCUUGAUGCUUGAACCGUUUGAGUUCAAACUUAAUGAUCCAAUUUCA